This is a messenger RNA of Phycodurus eques (leafy seadragon), 3862 nucleotides long. It is a transcript of the gene setdb1b, whose product is annotated as SET domain bifurcated histone lysine methyltransferase 1b. The record is from RefSeq and is a predicted model, not a curated record. The transcript is spliced from 25 exons. Gene Ontology annotation, molecular function: zinc ion binding; histone H3K9 methyltransferase activity; DNA binding. Lineage: Eukaryota; Metazoa; Chordata; Actinopteri; Syngnathiformes; Syngnathidae. Gene Ontology annotation, biological process: negative regulation of gene expression; heterochromatin organization. The coding region runs from base 88 to 3768 and encodes 1226 amino acids. Gene Ontology annotation, cellular component: nucleus.
CCCUGGGAAGCACAACAUGUAACCCCCUAUUUCGCUGCUAGCUUCAGGCAGCUAGCUGUUCAUCUGAAGGUACGAACACGCAAGAAGAUGGAUAUCGGCGAGGGAAUGGAAGUGGAGUGCUGGGAUUCAAGUCUGGGGGAAGAGCUCGGCGUCUCUCUGGACGAGCUGAAGAAAUGGAUCGACGAAAUGGUUGAGAAAAGCGAAGUGGUGCAGAAGAAGCGGGCUCAGCUCUCCGAGCUGACGCAGUGGGUGAAGCAGAAGGAGCAAGAGGAGGCUGCGACGGAGAAGCUCCUCAAUGAUGCCAACAAGUCGCUGGUGGAGUGUGAAAAGCUGGUGAGGGAGACCUACCAGAAGAAUGGCCUGGUGUAUAAGAGCAGCUCAGAGGACGAAGAGGGCGGCGGGGGGCUGCCGUCCUCCGAGGUCAUCGAGAUAGAUGACGAUGACGACGACGACGACGUCAUUGCUGUCGGCUGCGUGGUCCCGCCACAGAAUCCCUGCAUUACUAUCCAAGAGACAAUGGAUACCUCCAGUGCACUCAAGAAAACCGCUGAACAGGUCAACAAAUUGGUCCAAAUAGUCACCAGGCCUUCUUCAGGGACCUCAUUACCCAGAUCACCAACCCAGUCAGGUACUCACCCUGCACCGCCAGCCGUUAUUGUAUCUCAGAUUCUCGCCAAUCCUGUGGGCCACACCAGUCCCAAAAAGAGAGAAGAUGAGCUCCGAGUGGGCAUGAGCAUUCUGGGGAAGAAACGCAUGAAGACCUGGCACAAAGGCGCCCUCGUUGCCAUCAACGCCAUCGGCUCAAAUACAUUUAAAUACAAAGUGAAGUUUGAUAAAGGAAAGAGUCUGCUCUCUGGGAACCACGUGGCCUUCGAUUACAACCCCACCCUGGAGAGUCUGUUCGUGGGGGCCCGCGUUGUGGCCAAGUACAAGGACAGCCACCAAAUGUGGCUCUACGCUGGCAUCGUGGCAGAGAUGCCCACCACCAAGAAUCAAAUGAGGUUCUUGAUCUUCUUCGACGAUGGCUACGCUUCCUACGUGAACCUACCAGACCUCUUCCCUGUGUGCAGACCGAUGAAACGUACGUGGGAGGACAUCGAGGACACUUCGUGCCGAGACUUCAUUGAGGAGUACAUCACAGCAUAUCCCAGCAGGCCCAUGGUGCUCCUCAAAGUGGGCCAGAUCAUCAAAACAGAGUGGGAGGGAACCUGGUGGAAGAGUAAAGUCGAGGAAGUGGAUGGCAGUUUGGUCAAGAUCCUUUUUCUGGAUGAUAAGAGGAGUGAGUGGAUCUACAGAGGCUCCACCAGGUUGGAACCAAUGUUCAACUUGAAGAUGACCACCGCCAACACCCAGGAGAAGAAGCUGGCUGGCCAGCUGAGAACACGACCCAAUAUGGGUGCAUUGAGGAGUAAGGGCCCUGUUGUCCAGUACACCAGCGAUGGUCAUGUUGGCGCCUCUCCCAUUGGAGCACCUCCAAUUGGACCCCCUCCCAUUGGAGCCUCUCCUGUUAAGCCUGCACCCCCUCAGGGUGUGCUGCCACCUCAAAUCCAACAGCCACCAACCACCCCACCAAGCAGUCAUCUCACUCAAUCAUCACGUGCUGAAAGCAACAAACAUCAGAUGGCCAAGAAGAGUACUUCUCCUUUUGUUCCAGGUGUAGGCGGCACUCAUGCCUCCAAAGUUAUGCAGUCUCUCGCUUCCAGCCCCGGCAACGUGCCAAGAAUGAUCAGUCCCGCAGUGAGUGCCAGCCCGACUCAGUUGCAACCCAGACAGGUGACCGCUCCCGCCACCCCGCCCAUAAUGGCCCACCCAGUGGCCACCAUCCCACACCAGCCUUCGUACCGUGCCCCGACCGACCGCAUCUUCUACAUGGAGCACAUCUGCCAGCCGGCUUGCUUGAACCGCGUGCGGCCGGCAAAGCGGGACAUGCACCGGGGAAAGAACCCUCUCCUCAUACCGCUGCUGUACGACUUCAGACGCAUGACGGGGCGGCGCAAAGUCAACCGCAAGAUGACCUUCCAUGUGAUCUACAAAGCCCCGUGCGGCCUCUGCCUACGUAACAUGACCGAGAUCCAGCGCUACCUCUUCCAGACUACCUGUGACUUCAUCUUCUUGGAAAUGUUCUGUCUUGACCCCUACGUGCUGGUGGACCGCAAUUUCCAGCCGCUGAGGCCCUUCUAUUACAUCCUAGACAUCACUGGAGGAAACGAAGACAUCCCGCUCUCCUGCGUCAACGAGAUUGAUUCAACGCCGCCCCCUCAAGUUGCCUACAGCAAAGAACGCAUUCCUGAGGACGGAGUGUAUAUCAACACAAGUCCAGACUUCUUGGUUGGGUGUGAUUGCACUGAUGGCUGUCAGGACAAGUCCAAAUGUUCUUGCCACCAGUUGACACUACAGGCUACUGGUUGCACUCCGGGUGGACAGAUAAACCCAAAUGCCGGAUUUCUGAACAAGCGCUUGGAGGAGUGCCUCCCCACAGGUAUCUACGAGUGUAAUAAGCGGUGCAAGUGUUGCUCUCAAAUGUGCACCAACCGGUUGGUGCAGCAUGGCCUGCAGGUGCGUCUUCAGCUCUUCAAGACCCAGAACAAAGGCUGGGGCAUCCGCUGCUUGGACGACGUGGCCAAGGGCUCAUUUGUCUGUAUCUACGCCGGUAAAAUCCUAACAGAUGACUUUGCUGACAAAGAAGGCUUGGAGAUGGGUGAUGAAUAUUUUGCUAACCUGGACCACAUUGAGAGCGUGGAGAACUUCAAGGAAGGCUACGAAAGUGAGGCUCACUGCUCGGACAGCGAGGGCAGCGGUGUGGACAUGACCAGGUUAAAAAUCCAACCGUCUGCCUUAGUGACAAACUCCUUUGGACGGCAGGGCAAAAAGGCUGGAAGCUCAAGGUCAUCCGAGGAAAGCAACGACGAGGAAGAGAAAGAAUCGAAGAGUGACGAGAGCGACAGUUCGGACGACACAUUUGUUAAGGACACCUACUUCAGCAGCAGCUCUGUGUGGAGGAGUUACACCACACGUGGGCAGGCUAAAGGCCAUAAGGAAGGGAGUCAAGACAGUAAAGAUGGGAAUCUUGCCGCAUCCAAAGGCGACGAAAAGUCGCUGCCUGUGCCAGAGGAGACAGGAAAAAGCAAAGUGGCCUCCUGGCUCACCAGCCAGGGAAUUAAGAAGGACUCUGGAGACAAUAAGAGCCAAGUGAAGCCCGACACGGCAAAGAAGCAGGACGUGACGACGCUCUCAGACAGCGACGAUGUCCAAACCAUCAGCUCAGGUUCUGAUGACAACAAGGAGAAAGAGAAAGCCAUCCCGGGUGUGGUUAAGAAGCAGGUGGCUGUGAAAUCCACUCGCGGCAUCGCUCUGAAGACCGGUCACGGCAUGAUGGUGAAGACGGGCGCGCCUGGAGGCGGGGCGUCCCAGGGCGGGCUGGGAGGGAAGUCGGGGCAGCAGGGACAGACGGGCAUGGGCGGGGAGAGUGGUCCCAGAAACACCCGACAAUUCUUUGACGGCGAAGAGUCGUGUUACAUCAUUGACGCAAAGCUGGAGGGAAACCUCGGCCGCUACCUCAACCACAGUUGCAGUCCCAAUCUCUUUGUCCAAAACGUCUUUGUGGACACGCAUGACUUGAGGUUCCCGUGGGUGGCUUUUUUUGCCAGCAAGCGCAUCCGGGCCGGCACGGAGCUUACAUGGGACUACAACUAUGAGGUGGGCAGCGUGGAGGGUAAAGUGCUGCUGUGCUGCUGCGGCUCCACCGAGUGUAGAGGAAGACUGCUGUGAGCUGCCGCCUGACUGCUCCUUUGAAACAAAACAAAAAGCUGUAAUGUUUUCUUUUAAGUUCGAAUUUUAUGACAGCUAUUUUCCGUUUUUUUUU